Amaranthus tricolor (Joseph's coat) is the source of this 1515-nucleotide messenger RNA. RefSeq lists its product as uncharacterized. The record is from RefSeq and is a predicted model, not a curated record. The transcript has a single exon. Bases 191 to 1207 code for a protein of 338 amino acids. NCBI's taxonomy places the organism in Eukaryota, Viridiplantae, Streptophyta, Magnoliopsida, Caryophyllales, Amaranthaceae.
AAAACCCAUCACUUCACCUUCCUAACAUUUUCAAAAAGUUCAUCACUCUAUAGAACACAAUCAAAAUUUCCCUUUAUCAUAUAACUAUUGUUUCAUUCUCACUACUUGUAAUUGUAACUAAAACAAACAUAAAUACCCAUUUCAAUUUUCAACACAAGAUUUUUUUUUUUUUUUUUAUCAUAAUCAAAACAUGAUCAAAGCUAGAGAAAACAAACUAUUAGCAGGAGCACCACCAUCAGCUGAUCUUUUAGUAUGUUUCCCUUCAAGAGCCCGUCUUACUCUCAUGCCCAAGCCCAUUUGCAGCCCAUCUAGACCUUCCGACCCCAUUAAACGUAACCACCACCUUAAACGGAUCAACACCCGGGCCGCCGGUGGGUCAACUGCAGGCCCGAAUAGUCCAUUAAUGUGGGGUAAAAACAACCAAAUGAGGCAAGAAAUAGCGGAACCCACGUCCCCAAAAGUGACUUGUGCAGGGCAGAUUAAAGUAAGGAAUAAAUCAUCUGCUGCUUGUAGAAAUUGGCAAUCAGUAAUGGAGGAAAUUGAGAGAAUUCAUAAUCGAGGAAAAAAUAAAAAGAAAUCAAAAUGGGUUGAAAAUUUUGGGUUUAAAAAAGAUGUUAUGAAUUUUCUUACAUGUUUGCGGAAUAUUAGAUUUGAUUUUAGAUGUUUUGGGGGGUUUCCUAAUCAAACCGAGAUCUCGUCAGAUGAUGAAGAUGAAGAUGAAGAAGAUGAAGAUGAUGAGUUUGACAUUGGGGAAGAUAUGGUUACUAAAAAUAGUAAUGAUGAUGAUAAGAAGAGUGCAGUUUUCUCAAAAUGGUUUAUGGUGUUACAAGAGAAUAAGGGAAAUGAUAUUUCUAAAAUUAGUAAGCAAACAUUUGUACUAAAAGAGGAGGAUACAGAUAAGGAUAAGGAUGAGGAUGAUGAGUCAGCACCGGCGGUGCCGCCGCCGAAUGCUUUGUUAUUGAUGAGGUGUAGGUCUGCACCAGCUAAGAGCUGGAUGGAGGAAAAACGAGAACAAGAACAAGAAGACGAACAAAAACAAAUAGGGAAGGUUGAAGAAGAAAAAAAACAUAGGAGAAGAGAAAGUUUGGGAGUUUUAAUGAAAUAUGAUACUGAUUUUUAUAAUUUAUCUUCAGAAAUUGCUCAAGAAACUUGGAUUGUUGGUGAUUUUCAACAUCAUUUUUCAAGGAGUACAAGUUGGAGGAGGUGAUUAUCUUCAUUUUCAAAACUCUUUGUGUUUAUUUUUUGUUUUUUGUGGGUAAAGUUUUUUUUUUGAUGGGUUUUUUCAAUUGUUUUUAUUUGUUUGAAUUGGGUUUGCAAAAUUAUAAUUUUUCAUUUUUUAAGUUUUUUUUUCAUGUUUUUUUGUAUAUUUUAGUAAUUUUUUGGUGAAAAGUGAGUGUUUUUAUUUGUACUUGUAUUUUCUUGAGUGUGUACUUUAUAAUCUUGUACAGUUGAAUAUCUUUGUAAAUUGGAUAUAUGAUCUAAAUAUACCAACUGAAAUAGAGCAAUGUAUAUCUA